GCACAUGGAUUUGCUCAGUGCGUGUUUGCCUGCCCCAUCCCCGCAGGGUUUGAGCCAACUGCCUGGCCAGGAUGAGCUGGAGUUUCCUGACGCGGCUCCUGGAGGAGAUCAACAACCACUCGACCUUCGUGGGCAAGAUCUGGCUGACCGUCCUCAUCGUCUUCCGCAUCGUGCUGACGGCCGGGGGGGGCGGGGCCAUCUACUACGACGAGCAGAGCAAGUUUGUCUGUAACACACAGCAGCCGGGCUGCGAGAACGUCUGCUACGACGCCUUCGCCCCGCUCUCCCAUGUCCGCUUCUGGAUCUUCCAGAUCAUCAUGGUGGCCACGCCAUCAGUGCUCUACCUGGUUUUUUUUUCAGUGCUCUACCUGGGCUUUGCCUUGCACCGCAUCGCCCGCAUGCCCGAGUCCUCGCGGCGCCGGGCACCAGCAGCCCGGCGGGCACGUAUGCCGGUGGUGCGCCGGGGAGCCGGGCGGGACUACGAGGAGGCGGAGGACGAUAAUGAAGAAGACCCCAUGAUCUUUGAGGAGAUCGAGGUGGAGAAGGAGAAGAGCCCAGAGGGCGGAGAGAAGCAUGACGGCAGGCGCCGCAUCAAGCAGGAUGGGCUGAUGCGUGCCUACGUCCUGCACUUGCUGUGCCGCUCGCUGCUGGAGACAGCUUUCCUCUUUGGGCAGUACCUGCUGUACCGCUUCGAGGUGAGCCCCUCCUACGUCUGCAGCCGCAGCCCCUGCCCACACACCGUCGACUGCUUCGUCUCCCGCCCAACCGAGAAGACCAUCUUCCUCCUCAUCAUGUAUGCCGUCAGCGGGCUCUGCCUCUUCCUCAACCUCUGCGAGCUCGUGCACCUUGGUGUGGGACGCAUCCGGGACGCCCUGAGCCAGCCCGACAGCCCCCCGCUCCCAGCGGGCAGCAGCCCUAUGCCGCAGUACCCCAAGAAAGCCCCCGGCGCACCCCCCACUUACCACUCGCUGAAGAACCCCGAGGCCAACGGCAUCGCUGCCGAGCAGAACCGUCUCAACCUCGCCCAUGAGAAGGGGACCACUGCCUGCGAGAGGACCACGGGGCUGUGA
Egretta garzetta (little egret) is the source of this 1070-nucleotide messenger RNA. Its product is annotated as gap junction gamma-1 protein. The record is from RefSeq and is a predicted model, not a curated record. NCBI's taxonomy places the organism in Eukaryota, Metazoa, Chordata, Aves, Pelecaniformes, Ardeidae. Gene Ontology annotation, cellular component: connexin complex. Gene Ontology annotation, biological process: cell communication. The coding region runs from base 72 to 1070 and encodes 332 amino acids. The transcript has 3 exons.